Molecule: messenger RNA, 5675 nt
Organism: Gasterosteus aculeatus aculeatus (three-spined stickleback)
Lineage: Eukaryota; Metazoa; Chordata; Actinopteri; Perciformes; Gasterosteidae
Gene: ibtk
Product: inhibitor of Bruton agammaglobulinemia tyrosine kinase
Biological process (GO): negative regulation of protein phosphorylation
Cellular component (GO): nucleoplasm; cytoplasm
Molecular function (GO): protein kinase binding; protein tyrosine kinase inhibitor activity
Source: RefSeq, a predicted model, not a curated record
UCGACAGUAGCGAAGGUUUUUACCUAACCUGCAGCGUUUCAGCCUUCCUGUGCUGUCAAAAUUCACUAGCCCUUGAGAAAAAAAAGAGAGUCGUCUUCGCAGUAAUGACACAGUGGAUGUACGUCGUAUUUGCAACUUUCUCCAUGUCACCCUGUUUCUUCAUCUAGCGGAAGGUGCAACCUACAAUUAUGGAGUUUUAAAAAAAAUUGUGCGAAUUUUGGGGGGAAAGGUGGCCUUUCCCCUCAAGUUUGAUGGUUGGACUGCUGGACAAGACAAUCGGAGGGUUGUCAAUCUUUGCCUUUCAUAAAUUAUUAAUAGAGUAUUAGAAGAAGAAACUAUUUUUGCUAACAUUGAAAUGUACACAUUUGUAUAAAAGAGUUUUUUGUAUUUAUUGAAUUCAUGGUGCCAUCGUAUGCGGCAAGCACUUUAGUUUGUGUUCAAAUCUUGGUUGACAUGGUGGAUUGAAACAAGCCGCAGAGAGGCUCUGGGGAUGCUAGGGUGCGGUGGAACCUUAACACAAGCACAAUUCUAGCACUUCAAACCAUCUCAACCUUUUUGUUGACGCAUUUUUUUUCUUUUUUCUUUUAUGUACCUUUUUCUCCUGGGAGAACAACACUGUUACAUUAACCGCUAUUGGUGUCAGUGAUUUGGAUUUGUUACAUCGCAUUGUUUUGUUUUUUUUUAAAGCUUUUUAUUUGCGAUAUUGGGUGGUGGGCAAUCAGAGGGAUAAUAAAGGGCGCACACAGAGUGUUUGGAGUAGGUCAGGAUGAGUCUAUCACUGCCAGACUGCACCCCCAAAUGCCGCUCGCAGCAGCACGCGGACCAGGUGGUGGCGGCACUGACGGGCGGCUCUGAGGGGCGUCUGCGGGCGUUCUUGACCUCACACUGCCACAAUGCGACGGCCUUGAGGGAUGCCUUUGGUCGCACCGCCCUGCACCUGGCAUCCUCGCUGGGCAAGAAGGCCCUGCUGGCUUGGCUGCUAGAGAGCAAGAACGCUGACCUGACGGUGAAGGAUAAGGAGUCCGGCUGGACCGCGGUGCAUCGCAGCGCUUUCUACGGACACAUCCACUGUCUCAUAUCACUAGUCAAGCAUGGAGGACUUCUCUCCACACAGGACAAGGAGGGUCUCUCUGUCCUGGACCUUACAAUGAAGGACAGACCAACACAUGUUGUGUUCAAAAACACCGACCCAACGGAAGUAUACACAUGGGGAAACAAUACCAACUUCAGUCUGGGUCAUGGUAAUCAGGAGAGCCGGCAGCACCCUGAGCUUGUGGAUGUGUUUGCCAGGACGGGGGUUUACAUCAAGCAGGUGGUCCUUUGCAAGUUCCACUCGGUGUUCCUGUCCCAGAAAGGCCAGGUCUUCACCUGUGGACAUGGACUAGGAGGACGACUUGGCCAUGGAGAUGAACAGACUUAUCUGGUUCCCCGGGUGGUGAAGGGUCUCAUGUCCCACCACUGCUCCCAGGUGGCGGCAGCUAAAGACCACACAGUGGUGCUGACGGAAGAAGGCUACGUUUACACUUUUGGCCUCAACACCUUCCACCAGCUCGGUUUGGUGCCGCCUCCUGCCUCUGCUCAUGUCCCUAAACAGGUGUCCUCCAAGGCGCUGAAAGGCAGGACGGUGAUCGGAGUUGCAGCAGGAAGGUUCCACACGGUGCUCUGGACCCGGGAGGCAGUCUACACAAUGGGACUCAACGGAGGCCAGCUGGGUUAUUUGCUGGAUCCUAACGGAGAGAAGUGCGUGACAGCCCCCCGGCAGGUGUCCGCUCUGCACCACAAGGAUGUCACCAUAGCGAUGGCAGCAGCUAGUGAUGGAGCAACGGUGGUCGUGACUGAGAAGGGCGAUGUCUACCUCUUGGCUGAGUACCAGUGCAAGAAAAUGGCUUCCAGGCAGCUGAACGUGAAGAAGGUGCUGGUCAGCGGCGGGUGUCUGGACCACCGUGUGGUGCCACAGAUCCUGAAUGAGGGAGGAGGGGAAAAACUGUCCGUCUUGGCAUUAGAUGAAGCUGGGAGAGUGUUUUGCUGGCGGUCCUUUUCCAGCUCGGUGAGACAGUGCCGGUGGGCGUAUGGGCGUCAGGUUUUCAUGUCGGACAUCGCUCUCAGCAAGAACGGCAUGAUGUUUGUGACUCAGGAGGGAGAGGGCUUCAGUGGCGUGUGGGCUGGAGAGUAUAGGAAGUACGAGGAGAAGAAAGAGCGCAGUGUGGAGGUUUGUGGACACACAGACGCCGGGACGAUGUAUGAGCGGAUUCGCCUGGAGAAACUCCCCUAUGUCCACAGAGCUGUCAGCAUCACCAUGGACUCUAAGGGCCGGAACUUUGGAGCGCUUCAGUCCGACCCCAAGACAAGUUUGUACGAGAUUCCCAGCAUUUCUCCGUCCUCCUUCUCCCAACACUUUCGGAGGCUUCUGGAUGAGGCGGACGAAACGGACAGCAUCCACGAUGUGACCCUGCAGGCCGGCAAUCGCACCUUUCCCGCCCAUAAGUACAUCCUGUCCAUGAGGUCCGAGUUCUUCCGCAAGCAGUUCAUGUCCGAGCGUGGACUUGACGAGGAGCUCGACGGAGAAGUGAGGAAGAGCGAGGAUGCUGUGGGCUGCGAUUUAAUCAUUUUGGAGAAGAUCCCACCAGACAUGCUGGAAUACGCACUGCACUUCAUCUACACCGACUCCUGCGAGCUGCUGGUGCACGGGGCCCGGCCGAGAGUCUCAGGGGCCUCUACGGGACCGAAUCAGAACUUUGAGCAGGAGAGGCUUAUCAGCAGCCUGCAGGACCUGAGCCUGACAGGCCGCUCAGCCCUGGAGGUGUACCGCUCCCUGUCCCCCGCAACCACAGGUGGUGACAAGGCCAAGAGCAGGUGCGCCAAGCCUGGCAAGAAGGGGAAAGGAGGAAAAGGAGACAAGGCCGGCGUUAACGAGGGAGCGGCCAACCCGGUGAAAACAUUGCAAGGGGUUGCGAAGCAGCUGGGCCUGGGAAGCCUGUCUGCACGGCUGGAUGGAGUGAAGUAUGAAAGUGGAAAAAUCUAUGUCACAAAGAAGAAAACUGGAAACAAGCCCAAGUUCUACCAGAAGAAAGGCUCGUAUCUUUGUGAUGUUACACUGAAAUCUGAAGAUGGAAAAGAGUUUCCGUGUCACAAGAGUGUCCUCUGUGCACGACUAGAAUACUUCAAUAGUAUGCUUGGGAACCCCUGGAUUGAGGCCACCUCCUGCUCUGCACUGGAGAUGGCUACCAGCUCCGAGGUUCUGCACGCCAUUCUAGAGUAUGUUUACACGGAUGAGUCCCACACCAUUAAAGAGUGUUCCAAUGUGGAGUUUGUCUGCAACGUGUUGGUUGUGGCCGACCAGCUGCUCAUCCCGCGCCUGAAGGAGAUGUGCGAGGUCGUCAUCACGGAGAACCUGACUCUGAAGAAUGGUGCAGAGCUGCUGGAGUUUGCCAGCGUGUACAACGCAGAGCAGCUUAAGCUCUCCUGUCUCCAGUUCAUAGUGGUCAACAUGGCCGCCCUGCUGGAAUCAAAAGCGCUGGAUAUUCUUAGUGAAGAAGUGCUCGGGGAGCUUUCUGCAGCCUACAGGAGGAUGAUCCCGGCCAUGCAGAGGAGGGUUAUCACUCCGUACCCCGACGCCCCAGACCUCAGUGUGUAUGAGGAUUUGAACUCGGCGUUCAGCCCCAAGUCAGACGAAGAACUGGAUCACUCUUGCAGGGAAAUCCUGUUUAAGAGGGCCAAGAUGAAGGCUAAAAAGAAACCACGGCGGCGCUCUGACAGCUCGGGUGGCUACACUCUCGCUGCUAUCAUUCAAAGUCCUCCUGCUACAGUGGUCUCCCCGUGCCUGGUGAAGUCUGGCAGAGCCAACUCGACAGAGUCUCUGCAGGAUAUGCUCACGUCUGACUCUGAGGGCAGCUACGUGGGGGCGGGCAGCCCCCGAGACAUCCAAUCACCGGUCCUCCUUGUCCGGGCCGAGGAAGAGAAGGUUUUCAGUCAAGGGCUAAAGACGGACUCCAUGAGGGGGCCCCUCCCUGCACCCCCCAACUCCGCUCCACGAGCCGUCCCCAAGGUCCCGCCCUGUGCUGCUCGUCCAUCCCCUGUCCUGGAUCUGAGGACCAUCAUGGACAUGGAGGCCAGCUCUCUGCAGACCCUCGGAGCAACUCCUAAAAGCCCCGCAAGUGUCAGCACCGGCGUUAAGCACGCCCCUGUUCCCACGAAGCUGUCCCAGAAGCAGAGGAAGAUGUUGGCCAUGGCCAACAAAGAAGGCGUUGGGGAGUCCGUUGCAUCCAAACCAACCCCUCCAGUCACCCCGCUGAAAAGCAGUGGGAAGGCCUGGGCAACAGCAGUCCAGUCCCCAACCUCCUCCUGCUCAUUUCGAGCGCUGCUGAAGGAGGAGGAGAACUGCAUGAUUAUGGCGGCAAAAACCGGAGCUCAGAGGGGCCAAAGUGCUCCGGUGGCGCCUGUUUCCGCCACCUGUGCAACCAGGAAGGUCACGUUCAAAUGCGCCGAGAGCAGCGAGCCAGAGCGACACACCGGGCCCUGGGUGCUGGGAGCAGUGGGCAGCCCUCCCCUCUCCUCCCUGGUGACCUUUGCUUCCAUUGUGGAGGAGGAGAAGGAGCAGGAAGCGGCGUUGAUCCGCAGCCGGGAGAAGCCGCUGGCGCUCAUCCAGAUUGAAGAGCGAGCCAUCCAAGACCUUUUGCUCCAUUAUAAAGCGCGAGACAACCCCGAGGAGCUGAUCGUGGUGGAGAGGUCUUCCAGGGGUCCCAUGGCAGCCCCAACCUGGAACAAACACUGAUGUGCAACAUGCAAACGCAAGAACGUCCUCUGCAGUCGUCCGUCCGGAGUUAUUUCUUCAGCUUCCCAAAACAUCACCACACCAGCGUGGGACUCAAACGUAUGCUCGUCGCUGCAGUGUUGAAGCUUUUACUUUAUUGCUGCUCCGCGUUUUUGUUUGUUUGUUUGUGUGUGUGUGUGAGUGAGUGAGAGAGAGAAAGAGAGAGAGAGAGAAACACACACGGAGAGAUCGACAGGGUUUUUAUUGAUUGAAUGUGGUACCUGGAAAAUAAUCUUUUGGCCUGGGAUUACGCAUGCAAUGCUAGUCCUUUUCUUGCGGGGGUGAUGGCUUUACUGGACAAAACCAUGAGUCAAAAGUCCUCAACUUUUCCAAAUGUAUUUGAAGAUAAAGUUGCCAAAGAAAUGGAGGUGGGUCCAAACGGCAUCACCUUGAGGGCUAGUGCGUGUUAAAUCCGUGGAAGCUCGCGUCAAAGGUGUCAAUAAGGAAAAGUGUGAAUUAUCAACUGUGGCAAAGCGUCGUUUGUAGUUGAGAUUUAGAGUGAGCUGUUUUACCAAGGCAGCAUGUUCACUUUCUAUUCACGGUGGGUUUGUUCCCCCCUCAACGUUGAUUGUUCUGGCUGAUUCAGCUUUGCAGUGCCAUGCUAAUCCUGCUAGACUAAAAUGUUCUUAUUCAAAAUCCAUUAUUUGAUGCCGUCCUACUAAAGAAGAUUGUCUAAAAACUGGCUUUCUAGUUCUCACCAGUGCGUUUUUGAGAAGUUUGUGUGCCUUCAUCACAUAAGGAAUUCAGUUGCAUCAGCAUAAAUACCCUUUAUCUCCAUUAUUUGCUCUCUUCUGUUGCCAUUUGUCUGUCUGAGACUUCACGUUGUGAAGAGAAAACGGCAUGCAAUAAAGUUCCUCAGCGGCAA